This is a messenger RNA of Medioppia subpectinata, 609 nucleotides long. The record is from the annotation of a GenBank genome assembly. NCBI's taxonomy places the organism in Eukaryota, Metazoa, Arthropoda, Arachnida, Sarcoptiformes, Oppiidae.
AUGAAUGUAAAAUUCCGCACUAAGGCUGAGGAAUUAUAUGAAGCGAUUCCGGCUCAUCAACGAACUCAACAUCUCUUUGAGACCAUAAUCGACGACAAUAAGGAUGAAGAGGUGCGACAAUUGGCAGCCGUCCUCUUAAGACGGCUUAUAUUCAGUGAUUUCCCGGAAAUCGUUAAAAGCAUUACUGAAGAAGACUUUGAGAAAAUUAAGUUUCAAACGCUUUUACUUCUGGAGAAGAAUAUAUCGAAAAAUAUGCGGCAAAAAGUGUGUGAUAUCGCCGCAGAAUUGGCCAAGAAUUGCAUCGAUGAUAACGGGAACAACAGUUGGCCGCAAAUAUUGAAAUUUCUUUUUGAUUCGGCAAACGCUAACAAUUUAGAGCUCAAACACUCGGCUCUUCUUAUAUUUGCUGCCGUUCCGGGAGUUUUCGGUAACCAACAAACCAAAUAUCUGGAAGUGAUUCGACAAAUGCUUAUUCAGUAUUUGUGUGAAAAUUCUAACGAAGAGGUGAAGAUAUCGGCAGUGAAGGCCACCUCUGCCUUCAUUUUAGUUCACGAAACAGAAAAAUCAGUUUUAAAACAGAUGAGUGAUUGUAUUCUUCCAAUGAUUCAC